UCCACAAAAGUAAACCGUCAACAUGUUCUCCAAGGCCAUCAUCGCUGCUGCGGCGGCUUCCCUCGUCGCUGCUCAGCGCCCAGCUGAUACCCCCAUCUGCGACUACUACACCACUGCUCUCCUCAAGGAGAACAAUGCCACCAACCAGUACACUCUGUUGACUCUCCUCGUCAACACUGCCGUCAUUGGCAACUACACCCAGCCCAACAUGAAUGCCGUCCCCGGUAUCUUGAACCCCAACGCGACCUACGAGGGCCGCCCCGUCAACCUUGUCCCAUACUUCAGCGGCGGUCUCGCCUCGACCAACCGCAACGGAGAGGCUGCUUCCGUCAACUUCCUCGACGGUGGCGGUGCCGCUCCCCUCAUGGAGAACAAGCCCGCCAACGACGAGAACUCUCGCCAGUAUCGUCUCCUCACCCACUUGUACCAGUACUUCGGUGCUCUCCUCGGCUGCUCCGAGUACGGCAACAUGGGAUUCCCAGCCUACAUGGGCGACACCGGCAUGGCCGAGGUCCAUCGCUUCAUGGCUCUGACCGCCGACGAGAACGAGUACUUCAUCCAGCAGGUCGGUCUCUCCGCCGCCUCCUUCGGCGUGACCGAGGACGAUGUCACUGCUGUUGGCAAAGCCCUCACCGACACCUUCAACUACCGCUGCGCACCAGCGGCCGCUGUCCUCCCCAAGGCCGAGCCCGAGCUCCAGGCCAUUUGCCAGGCUGAGGACUGCCCUAUCUCCCCCAACGCCACCUGCGACGCCUACCCAGCUGUCAUGAAGCCCGCAGAGGCCACCUCUCCCGCUUCCGGCGGCAACAGCUCCAUGGACGGUACCGCUACCAUGUCCGCCCCAGCUGGCGCCACUUCCACCCCUGCCUCUUACACUGGUUCCGCCGCCAAGGCUGCCGCUGGUGUCGCUGCCAUCGGUGGCGCCAUCUUCGCCGCUUUCUUGUAAGAGGUUGUGGUCUGAUAUCCUGAUACCCCCUGGCUCUGCAAUCGGAGCAACGAUGUCCAUGGAAAGAUGAAGGAACACAAACACGUCGAUCAUUUGUACGAUGAUGAGAGAUGUAUAAUGUUAAUUUUUUCAAAAUGUCAAUACCUUUUGAUCUCUUUG
This is a messenger RNA of Zymoseptoria tritici IPO323, 1105 nucleotides long. RefSeq lists its product as uncharacterized. Bases 23 to 946 code for a protein of 307 amino acids. The transcript has 2 exons. The record is from RefSeq and is a predicted model, not a curated record. NCBI's taxonomy places the organism in Eukaryota, Fungi, Ascomycota, Dothideomycetes, Mycosphaerellales, Mycosphaerellaceae.